UUAAUUGAUGAGGAAUAAAUUCAUGACACUGCAAGCUGCAAGAAUUAAAGACGAGAAAGACAAUUUCACUUUUCACCUCGAAAAAGGAUUUCAAAUAGUUGGUUUUCAUAAGGCAAACAAGGGGUGUGGUUUAGCACAAACCAGUGGGGGGAGGGUUACUGGAACCUCGCGAGAAGACAGAUGCUGAGGCUGUUAACGUCGAGAACAUCCACAUCCUCACGGACUGGGAUGUGAGAGCCCGAGGAGAUGGAGACCUUCAUCCAUCUUUACCUGAAUCUGCCCGAUCUUGGGAGUACUGCCAAGAUGUGACUGUCACAGUGCGUCAUAGUUUGGAUGUGUCCAGCCUUUACAACACUUGUUUCUAUAGUAACAGAAAUAGCACAUAAUCUUCGUGAGUCCCAUUCCCACAAUGCAGUCCUCCUCUCAGCCUCCAAAGCCGCGGCGCUUCGACGUCAACAGGCGGGCCGGUACCGUGGCGGGACCAAAGCCUCAUGGUGCCGGAGUUCAGAGGGAGGAUAAAAAUAUGAACACGGUCACCUCAUCCUCUCCACGGCGGACUAAAGGCCCGACUGCUGCUUCCAGAAACAGGGUGGGUGUGCAGCCUCGAGCUCCAGUAAUCCAGUCCAGGAUGAGCUCACAAAAACAAGCUCCCCUCAUCUCCAGGUCAGCUAAACCUAAGCCUAAGAUUACUCGUGCGUUGGCGGCAUCCAAGAGUGCCUCCGCUGCCUCUCCCCCUCCUCCGCUCCCCUCUGUUCUCCCCCUUGACCCGAACUGCAACGAGCCGAGCCUCCCGUGUCUGUGCUGCGAUGGACGCUCGCCACAGGACAACAACAGCAUGUUCAACCACAACCACAACAACAACAAUACCAUCUCCAUCAGACAGCAGCUACAGCUACCGCCUCCUCCGGCCCCUCUGCCCCAGAAGCACGAUGGAGCCGGGUCCAAGGAACAGCCUCCGUCGCAAGCUCAGGUCCAGAUGGAGCCCCCUGCUCAUGCUGCUGCCAAUCUGGGAAAAGAAGAGAGGAAUGCAGAUGAACAGGCUGAACUAGACAACAAGAAAAGGAUAGAGGAGGAAGAUGACGAUGAAGAGAGCAGCGGAGAUAUUGAAAUUGACGAUGUGGAGGCCGACAAUGAUGAUGAUGAUGAUGAUGAUGAUACCUUGGUGCCAUCAUGCUGUGAUUGCCCCCCCUCACUCUUGGAGUUCUCGCUCACUUCCUCUACCUCUUCUUCCUCCACUUCAAUCAGCUCCUGCUCUGAUCUGGAGUCUGACUUCGCAGAUCAACCCAUCUCCAUCUGCUCCUCCCACGAACCGGACGAUCUCUCUCCUGCUCUGGCCCCCAAAGACCCUCUUAUGCAAGUCCCCGCACAUUCACCUCCAGCCCUUCCCCUCUGCCGAAAUCCCUUUACCUUAUCGUCCUUUUCCCCAAGUCCUCCUUGCUCCCCAGACGAGGGCUACCCUUCUGCCCUCGACUCUCCUUCUUCUGACUACUUAGGAGUCAAAGAGGACUCAGAGGUCACAAAACUAGGUUUGCUUGACUUUCUCGAGUCGGUAGGAGAGUUUGGGAAAAUGGAACGCUUCAGUCAGGUGAUCCAAGUUGCUCGUUGGGAUCUGGAAGGGGAACAACACUGGGCUGUUCUGCGGGAUCGAAUAGAUCAUCUGGAUCGUUUGGAAAAGGUGAACAGAGAAGUAAAACUGGCCUACAUUGCCAGACUUCACGAGAAAGGAUUUGAUCUGGAAGAUCUGGAAGAGCGGGAUCUCGCAGACGUCAUGGAUGAAAUGGGCAAUAUCGACAUUCCCUGGAAGUUGUAUAAAUCCCAUAGUGGAGAAAUGGGACACUCGCAGGAGUUUUCGGAUGCUGGGGUAGACCUCACAGCUCCAUCAGACUGUGAUGAUCCUCUAGUUCCAGAUUCCUUGACCCCUUCCCCUGUCGAGCCCCCACCGAGACCUCCUAAACCCCCAGCACGCCACGCCAGCGUGAGCUCUGACCUCCACACCUACAUAAACAUCAGCAGAGAGACCACCUCCAUGGCUGUCACCACUUCGCCCACCUUGUCUACUUUCUCUCCUAACUCCUCAUCCCCGACAUUUACCACUUUCAGAUGUGAGAAAGCUCUUCCUCCAUCUCCACCAUCCAUUCCUCCCCUACCUGCCUCCAAGCCUGUUCCUUACCUUACUCUCUAUACCACGCCUUCUCCACCCCCUUCGAUUCCCACCCCAACCCCUCCCAUCCCUCCUCCCAGAAGACGACACCUUGCCAGGAAGGAGGCACAGCGUCUUGCCGCCCUUCAAGCUGAACAGGAGAAGACCCCCCUGUCCCUCCCUCCACCCACCUCACGCCCUCCACCUCUGCCCCCUCCACCUGUUAUCUCUGUUACCUCCUCCUACUCUCCACCCGCCAUUCCACCUCCACCGGCCCUGCCUCCUCCUCCCUCCUUCCAUGCUUUGGAUGUAGAGAUCCGGAAGCUACUUAUGCUCGCUGGAUUGACCCAAGCUGAGCUCCUCAAACUCAGCCCAGAGCUCGGUGUCUGCGUCGGGAGGCUAGAAGAUGAAGAAGAUGGAGAUAAUCACAUCACCUGUAGUUCUAUUGGGUCACAGGAGUUCAGACUCCAAGACAAGGAGGAAGUGAACGAACUGACCACAGACAGAGAUGUAUGGAAGCUGGACCAGGGUCGAAAAGAAGAUAGAGAGGAAGAAGGCCAAAAGAAAGCAGAGAACAAAGACACACAGAGAACCACUUCAUUUACUGAAAUGGCAAGAAGAAGGAAGAGGAACACAGGUUUUACAGCUGAACAAUACUACAGCAGUGAUUUUAGCAAUAGACAAGAAAAUGAUAUGAAAAGCACGAGUGUCGAGACUUUCUGUUAUACCCCUGAGUUGCCAGACACACCACCUCCUCCUCCUCCUCCUCGCCCCUUACCACCAAUCCCCCCUUCUUUGCCACCCCUUAAAGUCAGCACCUUGCCUGCCAACUCCGAGCAACCUGAGCGAUUUGAUUGGCUCAUUGCAUUCACACCUGAAUGUGAAGCCCCACCUCAGCUGCCACCUCUGGAAAACAGAAAAUCUCUCUCAGAGACCCAGAGGAAGCCCAAUUCAUCAGGGUCGACUCCAGGUUCCGCUCCAAAGGUUACAACCUUUAAGGAGCUCCGCUUCCGCAACAAGAGCAGCUCUCCUCUGACAAAAGUCAUCAGUCAACCAGAUCCUGAUCCCACGGUCAUCACACCCGAUCCAGAUAUACUCUACAACUUGAAGUGGAGACGAGAGAAGUUAGGCAGUGAUGGAAACCAGUGGGAGUACACCUCACAGGCUCAGGCCUUUUUCAUGCAGCCGCCUCCAGCCCUCACAUCUAUGGCCGCCCUGAAGGAGAUGCUACAAAGAGCCGACAAGGAGGGUGGCAAACUAGAGCUGUGCCCAUCAGAGAUUGGCUGCUCCAUCAGUGACAGUAGCCUCUUGUCCAUGGGCAGAGAAUGGGAGGGUGCAGAAGUGAAAGUAGAGGAGAGGGAAGAGAAGAAAGAAGAAGAGAAGCAGAAGGUGGAGGUGAGAGGUCAGGCCGAUGGCGGAAGGACUCUGGAAUCAAGAAUAACAGUUUCCUCACCCCCACUCUCCCUUGCCCAGUCCUCCCAGCCCACCCAGCCCUACUUCCUGCACUCUGCCCUCCCUCCCUUUCGCCCAGGCUACUGUAACUCGCAGCCCCUUGCAGCUCGCAGACCUCGCAGCCAUGUAGGACGAGAAUCCACAGCCCCUGCUCCCAGCUCAGCUUGUAUGCACAAAGAUGAGUCUCUGGCUGACUUUGGCGCAGACUCCCUUUGUGACUAUGGAGAUGCGUUUGAGCAGAACGACGGUUCCAAAAUCAACAAGAGGGACUUUUUUGCAUCUGACUCGAUCUGUAAUUCCGACUCCCUUUACAGCAGUGAUUCAGAGAGGCAGACGCGCGCCCACCAUAAGUCUGACGCACCUGCUGCUGGCGCCACAGAGGUGCCAGGCUGCAGCACGCCAUAUAAGAACAUAGAUGUCCUGCUGACCUACUCAGCCAACGUAGAUGCUGCGGAUUCACUGAAUUCCAAGAAGUGCUCGCGUGUAGACGAGAGCAGCACCAAAGCGAGGACAGCCAAAGAGCUGCCCCCCCUGCCCUCCUAUUACCUGUACCACCCUAAGAACUGCCCUCUUCACCGGGGCGCACCUCCUCGCCUCUCACCAAUCGGAGCCCUCUCCCCCCCUCAGCGCUCUGGCGCGCCCCCUCCAGGCACAGCGGGCUCUUGUCUUAGCUCCCCGCUUUUCCCUCGCUCUCACACCCUGCCUGCCCUGGCCGCUCCCCUCUACUAUCCCAACCUCUACCCUCCUAUACCACCCAGAGCUCCCCCCCUACCCCCAAAACUCUACCAGGCUCCUCUGCAGUCACACGUGGCGACUGUCCGCAGCCUCUCAUUCCCUGGAUCUGAGCAGAAGACCGAUUCCCCCUGGAUGGGCGAGGAUGUGAAGUAUCCGACGAGAGGCCUCGGACUGUCCCCGCUGUGCUUGCAGGAAAAGAAAGCUCUGGUCGGUGCGGUCAGCGUGGCAGCGGACGCCAUCUUAGGCCAGUUCAGUUCCUCCCGGACAGUCGUUCAAAAGUCUUUCUCAGUUAACAAGGCCUUAUCAGGAGACAGCACUAUAAAUCCAUCUCUGGGCCGUCUGGUGCUGCAGUGCCUCUGCCCCUCCCUGCACAGCUUGCUGACUGAUGGCUUGAAACCUCACCAGAGCGACCUGAUAGCCGGCAGGAGGCCAAACUCGGCCUGGGGUUUGGUCCAGGCCACAACGAGGCCAGCCCCUAAAACCCAAGCCUUCUACAACCUGCAAGUCCGAGUUAGCGAACUGCCCCAACUUAGACAGAGCAAGCAGAGGUUCAACGCGUUCCUUCUUGGACUGCUGAACACCAAGCUUCUUGAUUCCUGGCUGUCUCACCUUCAGUCCUGCGGUGAUGUGUUGGAGACAUAUUACCACCCCACGUCUUUCAUCCGUCUGUCGCUGACUGCCUGCCAGCCGCUGUUCGAGGAGCUGCUCCUUGUGCUGCAGCCUCUCAGCCUGCUCACCUUUAACCUGGACCUGCUCUUCCAGCACCACCGUCUGGAGCCGGACAGCCCCGCCCCAGAGACCCCCAGUCCCCCCUGUCAGGAGUCUGGGUUCCACCCGACAACUAAAGGCCAAUCCAAAGUCAUAAGUGGCCGAUACAUGGAGAGCCUCUCGGAGGUGGACUUUGGAAGUCCAGAACUUCCAGCAAAUGUAAAGAACCCAGGAUCGGGGGCAUCUACAAACACUGGGGCUGUACCUGUAAAGGCUUCAUUAGCUCUCGAGCAAACAAGUCCUCAGCUUUUGUGGGUGCAGGAAAAGGAUAUUGGCGGUUUGCCGCCUCCAAACGUCGAGGAGGACAGUUUUGCUCAGCAGGCAGGACAGGUGAUCCAGCAGGGGUGGGGGGCUGUGAUGCGGUGGGGAGGCCGGCUAAGCCAGAACCUGGCUGACCUGAGUCUCUCCGCUGUGAAAAAGGAGGAGAUGAAGUCUGAUUUGCCAGAGAUUCUCCAGGCCCACGCAGAAAGCGACUACACUUCAGUCAGUAGUGGCGCUCAGGUUCCCUGGGGUCUGGGCCGACUCUUCGGAGCCUCCAGGAGCCCCACCAGCCCGGUCGGGCACACACAGCCAACCAGGCGUCCCUCUCAGUGGCUGGCUCCUGGGGUCACUGCUCUGACCCGGAUGGUGAGCAGCAACUCUGCUCCAAUGCUGCGAAGGACCCCUGAGCCCCAGGAAGGAAGAGAGCCAGAGCCCCAGCCGCACCCGGACAUGCUGGAGAUCAAAGACAAACCCAGACCACUCAGGUCCGUGCGAACGCUGUGCGACCACGCUGGAACCGGUUCAGAACUCAGCUUCUGCAGAGGGGAGGAACUGGUGGUGCUGGCAGGCGUUGAUCAAGACUGGAUUCGCUGUCGUCAGGGAGAAAAAGAGGGGCUGGUACCUAUUGGCUACACUUCCCUCAUCAUGUGACAUUGGCACUGUAACUGCUGCAUAAAUACAAGAAUAAAUAAAUAAAAAAUCUAUAUUUAUUUUAGGCGUAUUGAGAGGUUACGGUCAGGCUGCACUACUCUGAAAGGGAUAUUUCACACCAGCUUGAUACAGUUUGAGUCAAGUGAAUAACACCAUCUGCUCUGCUUUGCUGUCAUCAAAGAUAGUAUGCAGCCCUCUCCCAUUAAAGAACAUAUGGGAGUUUUUGCCAUCUCAAUCCAUCUAGUUUGGUAGCAUUCAACUAAUGGAUUUCAGCCGCAGGAAUCCAGCAGACGGUUCAAAAUAAUGACUCGACUCAAAUUCAAGCCAUGCCAUGCUAGAAGUCCCUGGAUUAUUGUGUGAAACAUCCCUUUAAAUGUCUUUUCCUCAGUUUCCGCUGUUUCGGUGAGCCUUCUGAUUGGACAUUGUUUACAGGGAAAAAUCUGAGAUGCCGACGUGUGACAGAUUCAAGCUCUUCUGAGAGAGUAAGAUCAUCAACUGCGUGUUUUAGGGAGGAAAAAUUAAAAUCCUGCCCGAAGCCAAACUAUCUACUCUGUCAGUCAGCUCCAGAGUGUGAAGGCUCGUGGAUUACUGGGUGAGGAAGACAUGCCAGAGUACUGUGGCACAGCUGUUGUCGCAUACUGCGUAUUGGUGUAGUGAAUUGUAGCUGUGUAGAUCUGUGUUCUAUUGACCUUUCACCCAUACUGACCUCUCAUUUUCUCGCCUGAUUUGUGUAUGUUUCUGCUAUUACAUUUUACUCUAAGAAUCUAUUUAAAAUAUAUAUGUAUAGGCAAAUAAACUGAGACUGAUAUUAUCUAGAUGGAAAGCAGAUUGAGACAAGAUGGCUAAGGAAUGUGUGGGAGUGAUUGUUUCUAGAUAAACGAUGAACUGACCCAUCUUUAUAUGAGCAGCUUGCCUCAAACAUCAAGUGGUUGAAUUGAAAUGUGUUUAAGUAUGAAAUCCAGUAUCUUCCCUCUUGCGUGCUUUACGUGUUGCCACAGUCUUGAUGUAAUAUUCAGAACUUUUUUUCAUCAUAGCUCAUACUUUUAAACACUGUAUGCUUUUGAAUGUGCCAUGAAAGCGUUGAUUGGAUGCCUAAAGCACAUCUCUGUAUUCCACCUGAUUAUGGAGGAUAACAGCAAUCUGUAGCUAAUCUUGCGUUCGCAGUAACGGCAACACACAACUAUCCUCAGCUCUCGUUGAACACCAUUAGAACUGAAAAUGAUGCAGUGGAAAAAAGAAAUCCCAGUCUUCACAUAAUUCCUCAGCUUUUGUUGUUAUUUGUUUGCCACUUAUAAUCAUUGAUAUUAAUGACAGUGAUUGUGGUCGGAAGUGGUACAUUGGUUCUGAUGCUGUUCAUAUGAUACGUGUGGCUCUCUGUUUUUAAUUUAUUAGUGGAACUAUGCACAUGCUUAAUUUUUCAGCCAUUUUGUUUGUUAUCAGAUUCAGAGUCAGCGGCGCUGAACGACUCCGAUUAAAAAGGUUACAGCAUAAAGACACAUUCAAGGAACGCUGUUUGAUUCAGCAGUACUGCUACAUUGCUAACGAUAAAUCAGGGAAAGCUCAGUUCGUCAACAUUGCCUCAUUUUAUUUGGCCAGUGCCAUGUAGCAUGAGAUUACUGGCACUAAGGGCAACAGUCUUGUAGCAGAAAGUUAAAACAAUGCUCAUGACUUCUAAGUAACGAUCAUGAUAGAAUGCCAUAAGAAGUAAUGUUGAGAUAGAGAUAGAAAAAUAGUAGACACACAGAAAUGUUCCUUUUCAAGAUCUGGUCGAAAUAUGUUAAUUCAUUGGAUGUACUAUUGAAUUCAAGGUGUCUGGGGGGAAAAGCUCUCUAUCUAUCUGGGCUCUUUAGGAGUGUGAGUGUGGACGGCAGUGUGGCAGUGGAAGCAACGCUGAAUUUGAGCACUUCUUUGUGAUGUGUUUGCAAAUCCUGCACUUUCACUGCAUGUGUGUGUGUGUGCGCGUGUGUGUGUGAGAGAGUGUAU
This is a messenger RNA of Menidia menidia (Atlantic silverside), 7990 nucleotides long. The record is from the annotation of a GenBank genome assembly. NCBI's taxonomy places the organism in Eukaryota, Metazoa, Chordata, Actinopteri, Atheriniformes, Atherinopsidae.